This is a messenger RNA of Malania oleifera, 1019 nucleotides long. RefSeq lists its product as uncharacterized. Bases 303 to 743 code for a protein of 146 amino acids. Lineage: Eukaryota; Viridiplantae; Streptophyta; Magnoliopsida; Santalales; Ximeniaceae. The record is from RefSeq and is a predicted model, not a curated record. The transcript has 2 exons.
UUAAAUCUUCCACCGAAUCCCGUCAAUUACAUUUACCUGCAAAAAAAAUUUCUCUGUUAUAAUUCUCCUUCUACCUCCUACCUUCUUCCUCCUCUUCUUCUUCUUCUUCUUCUUCGUAAAGGUUCAAUAUCGAAUCUUCAUUCCUCGCUUCAUUUUGUUCCCUCACGUCGAAAUUAGGGUUUCAAUUUUUCCUGGUUGAAACCCUAGACGAAAUCCCUUUGACCCCGUCUCUCGAAUUACUCGCCUUUUUGAUCGAUUGGUUGUUCCUUAUGGAAAUUUAGGGUUAGAGGGACGAGAAUAUAAUGAUGGAAUGGAAAAAUUUUCACCCCUCGCGGCGUUUUUCUCUGUUUCGCAGUGUUUUUGACGGAGUUUCUGCAGUAGCCUUGUUUUUCCUCUUCUACAACCAGGAAGAAUUUCUGAGAAAUAAGUUUCUAAGAAGCGCUCCUUUGGUUCUUCUUCCCCAGUGGAGCAUCGGAGACGUAUUCUUCUCUCAGGUAAGUGAGGUUGAGGUAAUCCAUAGAACUGCUGAAAUAAGUGUUCCUUCGUCGAAUUAUACUCUUGGUGUAUUAUCUGUUCAAAAUAACGUAUCCGUGAAUGAUCCCAACUGGUGUGGUAACUUGUUCGAGCGCAAGUGUUAUAAUAGCCGAUCUUGGCAAUGUGGCUUGCUACUUUGUUCUGUGCAUUGGCUAACACAGCCGCAGACCACUUCUGUUGUUCAUUGGAGAAGCUUUCGGGUCUUUUGAAGUUGCCUCCAACUGUGGCAGGAAUUUCUCUGCUGCCACUUAGGAAUGGAGCUCUUGAUGUAUUUGGGAGCAGCUCCUUUUGUCGGCAAGGAUGCGGGCAGCUAUUUUCCUAUGAAACCUUUUCAAAGGGAUUAAGGGCUAGAAGAUUUCUAAAAAGGAUAAAGAAAAGAGAAGAAAGUUGUAGAGAUCGACUAAUCUUAAAAUUUGUUUUUCAAAUGUUUUUAAUGUUUUAACUAUUUUUAUCAAUAAAAUUCUUUCAAAAAAGGGAGACAAACA